Molecule: messenger RNA, 1424 nt
Organism: Populus nigra (black poplar)
Lineage: Eukaryota; Viridiplantae; Streptophyta; Magnoliopsida; Malpighiales; Salicaceae
Product: large ribosomal subunit protein uL1c-like
Exons: 7
Coding region: 153-1220 (355 amino acids)
Biological process (GO): translation
Cellular component (GO): large ribosomal subunit
Molecular function (GO): structural constituent of ribosome; RNA binding
Source: RefSeq, a predicted model, not a curated record
AUAGUCUCUCUUCCACACCAGACCCUGAAAUCUUUUUUUAUCUUUAUUUUAAUUUCAAGACGUAUAGAGACAGUGGAGUAGAUAAGCAUAUAGAGAGCUUCACUUCCCAAGGAGAGAGGAAGACACGGAUUUAAAACAAAACCAAAACAACAAUGGCAACGGCAGCUUGUACUUCGACAACAUCAUCCCUCGUGCUAACGUACGCCGCCUCCCCAGUUCAUCCACAAGACCUAACUCCUUCUCUCCUUUCUUUCAAGCCCAAAACUCUCUCUCUCUACCCAUUGGUUUCAGAGAGAAAAUCGAGCAAUUGGGUCAAGUUUUAUGCCCAGACACAGGCAAAGUCUAGACCUUGCAGAGUGGUUGUGGCUGCUGCUUUGGCUGCAGAGGCAGAGGUGGGCGAGGAGGUUGAAGAGACGGAGGGAGAGGAAGGAGGUGGCGUGGCAACUGCUACAGUUAUUCCUCCUAAGCCCAAGAAAGGCAAGGCUGCAUUGCCUCUAAAGAGAGACAGAACAAGGUCUAAGAGGUUCUUGGAAAUUCAAAAAUUGAGGGAAAUAAAAAAGGAGUAUGACCUGGGGGCAGCAAUAUCUUUGCUAAAGAAAACAGCAAGCACGAAGUUUGUGGAAAGUGCUGAAGCACAUUUUCGUCUGAACAUUGAUCCCAAAUAUAAUGACCAACAGCUGCGAGCAACAGUAAAUUUGCCCAAGGGAACAGGACAGACUGUUAAAGUGGCAGUCCUUACUCAAGGUGAAAAGUUCGAUGAAGCAAAAAAUGCAGGAGCAGAUUUGGUUGGUGGUGAGGACCUGAUACAACAAAUAAAAGGAGGAUAUAUGGAGUUCGAUAAAUUAAUUGCAUCUCCGGAUAUGAUGCCUAAGGUUGCCAGCUUAGGUAAGAUUCUAGGACCACGAGGACUCAUGCCAAACCCAAAAGCUGGUACUGUUACAACCGACAUACCUCAGGCAAUAGCCGAAUUCAAAAGGGGGAAAGUUGAGUACAGAGCAGAUAAAACUGGGAUUGUUCACAUACCAUUUGGAAAAGCUGACUUCUCAGAAGAAGACCUCCUUGUAAACUUGCUAGCUGCAGUAAAAUCAGUUGAAGCAAACAAGCCAUCAGGUGCAAAGGGAGUGUACUGGAAAAGCGCCCAUAUAUGCUCAUCAAUGGGGCCUUCCAUUCGGUUAAAUACAAGGGAGAUGCUCGACUACAAGCUUCCAUCGAAUGCCUGAAUGUAACUAACACCUGUAAAUGAUAUUAAGGAUCUCUUUCUGAGCUUGCCAAUGUUCAGUAAAGGUAGGUAAGGUAGGAUGAAGAGAGGUGACCAUGGCUGUUGCUUUUGGAGGAAAUUGUAUUACAUAUUGCAUGGUCUUCCUCUGCAGACUCGGAAAGUCUUGUAUGACAAUGAUGAUCAAUAUCAUUACAUUUUAUUAUCA